Molecule: messenger RNA, 5129 nt
Organism: Patella vulgata (common limpet)
Lineage: Eukaryota; Metazoa; Mollusca; Gastropoda; Patellidae
Product: gastrula zinc finger protein XlCGF26.1
Exons: 2
Coding region: 153-1835 (560 amino acids)
Cellular component (GO): nucleus
Source: RefSeq, a predicted model, not a curated record
AAGGAAAGGCGGUUUUCUUUAUGGUUACUUAUGGUGAUUUUCCAACACAGGUCCUGUUAUUUAUUUAUUUUCUUGUUUUGAGGCGUUAAAUCAACCUGAAUUUCUAUAGAGCUCGGAUGUAAACUUCAACAACUGACGGGGAUAACAUCAUAAUGGAAACUAAUGGUGUUAUAACAUUUCAUCAGUGUACAAAAUGUGAUGAAAUUUUUCAACAUUCUUAUGAUUUGGAAAACCACUUCAAAGUGCAUGUUAAAGAAGAGAAAACUGAUGAUGUAGAUGAAUAUUGUCCUGUUAAAGAAGAGAAAACUGAUGAUGUAGAUGAAUAUUGUCCUGUUAAAGAAGAGAAAACUGAUGAUGUAGAUGAAAAUUGUCAUGUUAAAGAAGAGAAAACUGUUGGUGUAGAUGAAUAUCGUCAUGUUAAAGAAGAGAAAACUUAUGAUUUAGAUGAAGAUUGUCAUGUUAAAAAAGAGAAAACUGAUGAUGUAGAUGAAUAUUGUCAUGUUAAAGAAGAGGAAACUGAUGAUGUAGAUGAAUAUUGUCAUGUCAAAGAAGAGAAAACUGAAGAUAUUGAAACUGUUUAUCAGUGUAAUUUGUGUGAUGAGGAAUUUAAAUCUGAAACUGAUUUAGAAAAACACUGUGAAAUGCAUGUUAAAGAAGAGGAAUCUGUUUUACAACAUGGUAAACAUUGGGAGGAAAGUUUUAACCAGGAUAAUGAAAAAGAAAUACACAAUUCACAAGAGUUUAAGAAGUGUGAUGUUUGUAGCAAAUCAUUUAACAAAUAUUACCUUAAAAUUCAUUUGAAAAAUCAUACACGGGAAAAACCUUGCAAAUGUGAUGUCUGUAGUAAAUCAUUUACUAACCGAACGGAUCUACAGAGACAUAUCAGAAUUCAUACUGGUGAAAAACCAUUUACGUGUGAUGUUUGCAGUAAAUCAUUUACUCUCAAUUGCGAUCUACAAAGACAUAUCAGAAUUCAUACUGGUGAAAGGCCUUUUACAUGCAAUAUUUGUAGUAAAUCAUUUACUCAGUGUAGUCCACUACAGAGACAUAUCAGAAUUCACAGUGGACAAAAACCAUUUAAAUGUGAUGUUUGUUAUAAAUCAUUUGCUAGAAAUUGUCACCUUCAGAGACAUAUUCGAAUUCAUAGUGGCGAGAAGCCUUUUACAUGUGAUAUUUGUAAUAAACCCUUCACUGAUAGUAGUGGUCUUCAACAACACAAGAGAACCCAUAUAGGAAAAAAGCCUUUUACAUGUGAUGUUUGUUGUAAAUCAUUUACUGAAAGUACUCAUCUUCGGAGACAUAUCAGAAUUCAUACUGGCGAAAAGCCGUAUAAUUGUGAUGUUUGUAGUAAAUCUUUCACUGAUAGUGGUGGUCUACAGCAACACAGAAGAACUCAUACGGGAUUAAAGCCUUAUAAAUGUGAUGUUUGUAGUAAAUCAUUCACAGAGAGGGGUAAUCUACAGAGACACAUGAGAAUUCAUACAGGCGAAAAGCCGUAUAAGUGUGAUGUUUGUAGUACAUCAUUUACUGACAGCAGUACUCUCCAGAAACACAAGUGGAUUCAUAUUGAUGGAAAACUUUAUCAAUGUGAUGUUUGUAGUAAAGCAUUUAGUAAUAGUACUAGUCUACAAACACACAUGAGAAAUCAUAGUGGCGAAAAACCUCAUAAGUGUGAUGUUUGUAGUAAGGCAUUUAUAUACCAUAGUCAUUUACAGAGACACAUAAGAAUUCAUACUGGUCAAAAACCAUAUAAAUGUGAUGUUUGUAGUAAAUCAUUCACAAGGAGUAGUUUGCUGAAAAGACACAUGAGAAUGCAUCCAAGUGAAAAACCAUAAAAAAAAAAUUACGGUGUAGUAAGAACUGGAGUUAAUGUACAUCCGACCUCUGAAUAUUCUGGCACUCUGUGAAAUCUGACAUCAUUUUCAUGUCUGGAUUUAUUUCCUGAUUACUUCAUUUAAAACAUCUUUUGAGUAAUCCAUACUCUGAAUAUUCCGAAUUACGACAUCAAUCAGCUGUCCCGUCACAUGAUUUGCAUUGAAUCAACAUUGUAUAAUCCUGUAAAUGUAAAAUGUGUGAUCGUCCUGCAAAGCGUUGAAGAAUUCUGCAUGCGCAUUCCGACUCUUGUUGAAGGGUAUUCUCCUGAAAACAAUUUUGACCUGCCAGUCAAUUGGUCGGCCAAUCGCAAGGCUUGGAUGACAAGUGGUAAUUAUUCUGAUUGGCUCAAAAAACUCAACCGUCAACAACAGAAAGAAUGACAGGUUAUCAAUGACAGUAAAGAUAAGCGUGCAAUCAACUGAAGACAGAGACGAUGACGAAGAUAAAUUAACGACAGACUUGACCUAUUCCAAAUGCCCACGCAUGGUUAAUGAAAUAAAAACAUUUGCCCAGAUUAAGGACAAUGCGAUGGUCGAUUAGAUUUGAGUGCUAGAGGAUUGCGUCCAGGACUCGGCGUUACAGUAUGCAUCUGAAAAUCAAAAGCAAGCGACUUUAAAUGUUUACAUGAAUACAUGCUUUGUUAUUGUAGAGAGGGAGAGAAAUGGGGUUUAACAUCCACUCGACACAAACUAGGUCAUUUCGGGACUAACACAUGGUUCAAUUUUAUUUCAAUCAUUCGCUUGUGCGUAAGGGUCUUUAACUGUGGGAGGAAACCGGAGAAAACCCACGAGGUUCGACAGGCGACCCUACUCCUUGUCACUUACAACCGGGGAAUCGAAACCCCACCAGUUGACUCAAUGACAGACCGUAUGAUACAGCGCGCGCUAACCAUUCAGCCAUCCAACCCCCCAAAUCUGUAGUAGAAUUCUCUCUCUUUCUCUCCCAUUAUUUUAAUGUGAAAUGAAAUGAUAUGGGGUUUAACAUCCUAUAUAUUAAUGUAAUAACAUUUUGAAUGUACAGAAAGAUUUAUCAUUUUAAAGGAAAUAACAUUCUGGGGAUUCAAAGCUACAUUAUAAUAAUACUUCCGGUUUUAGAAGUUACAAUAAUACUUGCAGUUUUGAUAAAACUGGGUAUUUCGACACUCUGCGCAAUCCGACAUAUUGUAACGAUCCCGUACUAUGUCAGAUUUGAUAGAGUGCUAACAUUUCUAAAGGAGACAAAUUCUUAUAAUAAAUUUUAAUUAUAUAUAUUUAGCCCAGUUCGGAGCAGAACAUUAGGACGUUCUGAUUGUAUAUAAAUUUUAAUUGUAUAUAUUGUAUCAUGGGUUGAGUUUUAAAUAUUUAUAUCUGUAAAGGAUUUGUAAUUUGUUUUAUUGACAUAUAUAAAUACAUCUCUGUGAUAUUGUUUUAAUUUGUCUCGUUAAAUUCAACAUAUGUUUGGUGCAAUAUAGACUCAUUGUAGCUGUCGUGCCAUCAUACUCCAUUUAAAAUCUAGCUGUCACUCAUUUGUAGGUAAUGACUUCAAUACAUUAAGGGGUGGCCUCCCCCCUUAAGCAAAACACCAUUCAGAGAACUUAAAUAACCUAUAUAAACAUAUAGUAUUAUCAUAUUGGAUGACCUCGGUUUUUCGUCCCAUCCGAAGGACAGCUGUCUAGUCGUUCGAAUGGGACGAAAAACCGAGGUCCCAUGUACAAAUUGGUGUGCACGUAAAAGAUCCCUUGACAAUUGGAAUUUGAUAUAAGAGUAGGCUGUAGUGCCGCUGUCCGGGCAAAAUUUCCCUCAUAGCACACUGUAUGGCGUAUGCCCGUCUUCAUUAGCCCAUUUUAGGAGCAGAACAGUAGGACGUUAAACCCCAUUUCAUUGGCGUGCACGUAAAAGAUCCCUUGACAAUUGGAAUUUGAUAUAAGAGUAGGCCGUAGUGCCGCUGUCCGGCCAAAAUUUCCCUCAUAGCACACUGUAUGGCGUAUGCCCGUCUUCGUUAGCCCAUUUUAGGAGUAGGACGUUAAACCCCAUUUCAUUUCAUUUUCAUAUAGGAUGAUUGUCAAAUAAUCGAGACUUUGUUAAUGAACAUUGGUAGCAAUUGCCAUGGAGACCACAUUCUUCUUCAAGGGGUCAUAACUCCGCUUGUGGCCACUCCAGAAGUCACUACAGUAGAACUUGCUCGGGCGUGCACUCCUAAUCAGCGAACACUUGCUUCAACGAGCACCAAAAAAUCCACUCGCGCUAUUUUUAAGUAAUUUAACCCCUACUAAACACGCACCUGUUUAACGCGUGCAACGGGCGGGCAUCACGUUUAAUUCCCCCCGUAAAAAUUCUACUGUUUCAACGGUCACUAUUUUACUAAUAAAUUCAACAAAACAUCGCCCAUUCAACGGCCAUUGUUGAAUGAUACCAUCUUGUCGUUCUUUCUUUGUAACAUGCCCGCUAAUCCCGUGAGUAGUAGUUAAUUAAUUGGACCCCCACUGAUCAGGUAAAAUGAAAUGUAAAAAUAACAAUCACCCUGGGAUUAUUUGUUUAUUAAUCUUUUGUUUUAUUAAAUGACUAACCUGAUCAUUGUUUUCACGCGUAACGACACAUUAUUUGAUACUGAUUGAAUAAAAUGAAAGUACCAAGUUUUGUCACGAUCAUCUAGUAUUUCUUUUCCAUUGCCACUUUGUUGUUAAACAGACGUUUUAGCGCCCCCUAUAAUAUUACAUACAGAGUUACACCCCCAGUAAAUCGGUGAUAAUAUCAGCGAUGGUUUUUUGUUCAUGUGCUUUUUUGAUAAAAUAAAAUUAAUUCAUCGAUUUUCUUCACAAAAAUGGAUAAAUAUUAUCAAAUGCAUCAUAAUGGUAGACAGUAGUAUCGAAGGUUGGUACAAAAUGGCAAGUUUACAGAAGUUAUGUUCGAGAUUUGAGUAACGUAUUUUCGUUCGGCGCAAGAUUCAGCGACGGUCAAAUUUAUCGAUGCAAGUAUUGAUGUUCGCUCCCAAUGCACCCAAGCGUAAUUAAUUUAUGUCAGCACAAAAAGCACCGAGAUUUUAUUAAGUGGUCGCGUAAUCGCUUAAAUAGUUGGGGUGGGAAAUCAUCAAAUUCACGGCAUUUUGAAACGCUUUUAGACGCUAUGAUUCAGUAUGAUGAAAGUAAAAGAAAUAUUGGGGGCCAGAGAUCCAGUAUUACUAAACAAACAUGUAUACGCGACUACAUUGUACUUUGAAUUCACAACUAGAUAAAAAAAAGUACAUGUAUUGUUAUUGUUAUACUACAUGAAUAAAAA